UGAACCCACAAAAUUACAACCUGGUGUGCUAUGGGAGCCCAGCUUAAAAUGGAUAAGUAGUGGCGCAAGAAAGAGGGGUGAAAGAGGGUGUGUACCUAGCACAUACUAGGAAUGCGGUAAGUCUUUAUUGAACAAGCGAAAGAGCAGAUGAUUUGUAGGUGAUUCCAUCUCCUCCAUGUCUCAUGGUUUUGUUCCAGCGAACGAUUCAUAGGCACUCUCUUGAGUUCCUGAGAAAGGCCGGCGAGGCUAAUCUUUCUCAAUCCCAGUGGCCAUCUUCACUGAGAAGCUGGAGUUUUAGGUCAGAAUCAAAAUGGGCAUCCCUGGGGGAGAAAGCGUUGGCUCAAGUGCCCUUAGUCUGGUCUCGACUCCUUGACUUUGGGUGUGUCAAUGUGUGUUAUGUGCAUUUGCGUGUUUUGGGGGAGAGGAGCAGUGGAUUACAUCAGUUUCUCAAGACUCUGGGACCCGAAAAUGGUUAAGAACACCGGCUUAGCAGUGGACUUUCCCUGACAGGAAUGAACUUGGCCUGUUUGUUCUUCUAAUUUUCGUGUCACCACACACCGGGUUUUCAGUACUGUGUGUUUGCACAUUGCUGGGCAAGAGUAGUGUUUUGUUUUGUUUUUAAGCAUUUGUCUUAUUUUUCCUACCAAACUGGCCAGUGGCACUGUGCCCUCCUUUGGCCUGCCUGUGGUUGCUAUGGUUCAGGGUUUCGGAUGUGGUGGCUGUGCAGUCACUCUAAUUGCUUCAACUGAUUUCAGUGUUGUGCCGAGAAGGCAGCCUUUGCUCUGAGUUGGACAGCAAUUCAUGCCCUUACUGAACUUGGGUCUGGCUACUUUUGGAACCCAGCCAAUAUCAAGUUCUAACUCAUGACACAGUCGUUUUGGGGUAGCAUGAACUCAGGAGACAUCUGGCUGCUUUGUCUAGCUCUCACCCCUUCUUCUAUCCCGCACACAAACUGUUCCAAGUAACAAGAGAUGUUCCAAGCAGGGCCAGGCUGAGCUGUUCCUUUGGAGAGUGAUCCAGUGACCCUGAACGUCUGUUGGCCUCAUCUCCACCAACCUCUGCAAUCUCAGGCCCGCCGCGUCCCCUCCUUCAUCUGCCUUCUGCAGCUAGAGCCUCAGCCCUCCCUUUCGCUGGGAGGCUUUGCCUCCGCCCACCUCUCCCUUGCGCAGGCCCCAGCUUCAGCUUAAAGCUUUUACUUUGUCACAGCUCCGCCCAUUCGAGACACACCCGCAGGGGAAGUUGUCUCUGUUUCUUCCCAGCCCAUUCUGGGUCAGAGCCGGCAGAGAUGGACCAUCCAAUACCCAAGGUCCUCCCAGCCGGGCACCACUGCCCCUCCCUAGGAAGGGGGGCCUUGGAGGCAGGCAGCAUGAGGUUCUCUGAGCCACCCUCCAUCAGGAACUCAGCAAUGGUGAACGAACCUGGAGGGCAUGGCGGCCCCAACCCCCGCCUGGCGGGCAGCAGCAUUGGCCGUGAGAGCUCCAACGUUAGUUCGAGAUGUUCCAAACUGCCUCUGAGCCCUGAGCGGCAUGAGAGACUGAGGGACAAGAUGAGGAGGAGGAUGGAAUCUGGUGACAAGUGGUUCUCCCUAGAAUUCUUCCCUCCUCGGACUGCUGAGGGAGCUCCCGGUUUCAUCUCACGAUUGGACCAGAUGGGAGCAGGCGGCCCCCUCUUCAUAGACGUGACCUGGCACGUAGCAGGAGACCCUGGCUCAGACAAGGAGACCUCCUCCAUGACAAUUGCCAGCGUUGCUGUGAACUACUGUGGCCUGGAGACCAUCCUGCACAUGACCUGCUGCUGUCAGAGCCAGGAAAAGAUCACACACCUUCUGCACAAGGCCAAGCAGCUGGGCCUGAAGAACAUCUUGGCGUUGAAGGGAGACCCCGUGGAUGACCAGUGGAAAGACGAGGAAGGAGGCUUCCACUAUGCUAUAGACUUGGUGAAGCAUAUCCGAAGCAAGUUCGGUGACUACUUUGACAUCUGUGUGGCAGGUUACCCCAAAGGCCACCCCGACGCAGGGAGCUUUGAGGCUGACCUGAAGUUCUUGAAGGAGAAGGUAUCUGCAGGAGCCGACUUCAUCAUCACCCAGCUUUUCUUUGAGGCUGACACAUUCUUCCACUUUGUUAAGGCUUGCUCCGAGAUAGGCAUUACCUGCCCCAUCCUCCCCGGAAUCUUUCUUAUUCAGAACUACCACUCCCUCCAGCAGCUUGUGAAGCUGUCCAAGCUGGAGGUGCCGCAGCAGAUCAAGAACGUGAUCGAGCCAAUCAAGGACAACGAUGAUGCCAUCUUGAACUACGGCAUCGAGAAGGCUGUGAGCCUGUGCCAGGAGCUGCUGGCAAGUGGCUUGGUACCAGGCCUCCAUUUCUAUACCCUCAACCGCAAGGAGGCCACCAUAGAGGUGCUGAAGCGCCUGGGCAUGUGGAUCGAAAACCCCAGGCGUUUCCUGCCCUGGGCUGUCAGUGCCCACCCCAGGCGCCAGAAGGAAGAUGUGCGUCCCAUCUUCUGGACUUGCAGACCAAAGAGUUACAUCUACCGCACCCAGGAGUGGGAUGAGUUCCCCCACGGCCGCUGGGGCAAUUCUUCCCCUUCAGCCUUUGGAGAGCUGAAGGACCACGACCCCUUCUACCUGAAGAGCAAGUCCCCAAAACAAGAGCUGCUCAAGAUGUGGGGGGAGGAGCUGACCAGUGAAGAAAGUGUUUUUGAAGUCUUUACUCACUACCUCUCGGGAGAGCCAAACUGGAAUGGCUGCACAGUCACUUGCCUGCCCUGGAAUGACAAGCCCUUGGCGGCGGAGUCCAGCCUGAAGGAGAAGCUGCUGCGAGUGAACCGGCAGGGCGUUCUCACCAUCAACUCCCAGCCCAACAUCAACGGGCAGUCAUCCACCGACCGGGUCGUGGGCUGGGGCCCCAGCGGGGGCUAUGUCUUCCAGAAGGCCUACUUGGAGUUCUUCACUUCCCCCCAGACAAAGGAAGCGCUUCUGCAGGUUCUGAAGAACUAUGAGUUCCGGGUUAGCUACCACAUUGUGAAUGUGAAGGGUGAAAACAUCACCAAUGCCCCAGAGCUGCAGCCCAACGCUGUCACUUGGGGCAUCUUCCCUGGGCGAGAGGUUAUCCAGCCCACGGUGGUAGAUCCUGUCAGCUUCAUGUUCUGGAAGGAUGAAGCCUUCGCCCUGUGGAUCAAGCAGUGGGGCAAGCUGUAUGAUGAGGAGUCCCCCUCCCGUGAGAUCAUCCAGUAUAUCCACGACAAUUACUUCCUGGUCAACCUGGUGGACAAUGAUUUUCCACUGGACAGCUGCCUGUGGCAGGUGAUAGAAGAUACAUUUGAGCUUCUCAGCCACCCACCUCGGAAUGACAGAGAGACAGAGGCUACGUGACCCUGCACCCUGCCGUCCUUAUCAUAGGCCAGUUGUGUCCCGCCUUCCUCCUCUCCAGUCCUGGUUUUCCUGGAGGCCCCUAUUCUCCUUUGUUUCUCCUGAGCCCUGGCCUCUACUCCCCCAUAUGAUGAUUCCAGCUAAACUGGUAUGAGUCUUCUGGGCUCCGGCUGGACCGGAGCCAGCCCCACAUGGGAGCCUGGUGUUCCCCGUUCAGCUGGGAGAUUUUGCUCUUUUGUGGGGAGCACCUCCAUCCUGCAGAGGACCUGAGAAGGGGAAGAAACUGGUUAUUGCUGACUGAGGCAGCCACUAGGAGCCAGCCUGGAACUGCCAGUGGCCUUGCACUUGGGGCCUAUGGAGGAUGGGCAAAGUGAACAUGGGCAGCAGGCACUGGUGGCACUGCAGAACAGCUGUGGCAAAGUGAAGGUGCUGCCCCCUUCCGCCUCCAAGACAUUGGCAGCUGGGCAUUUCCUACUUGUGACCGAAGGGGCAGACACUGUCCUGCCCUGGCACCAGGCCCCUGGAUGGGUCUGGGGCUGAAACCUAAUUAACAAACACUUCUUGCCACCAUCCACUUCAGAGCUGAGCUGGGUUUUCACCUUUCUACAAUGCUGCUUUUUCAAAGAGCUGUCUCUGAAUUCUCAUGGCUUAACAGAGUACCUCUUAAGAGUUCAA
Molecule: messenger RNA, 4042 nt
Organism: Hipposideros armiger (great roundleaf bat)
Lineage: Eukaryota; Metazoa; Chordata; Mammalia; Chiroptera; Hipposideridae
Gene: MTHFR
Product: methylenetetrahydrofolate reductase
Exons: 12
Coding region: 1286-3370 (694 amino acids)
Biological process (GO): tetrahydrofolate interconversion
Cellular component (GO): cytosol
Molecular function (GO): FAD binding; methylenetetrahydrofolate reductase [NAD(P)H] activity
Source: RefSeq, a predicted model, not a curated record